AGCUCUCUGCCUUUAUUUAUUUUAUUUUUUCUCUCUCGCUCUCUCUCCUAAGUGAGAGGAGAGAGUCUCAAUUUACAUUUCAUUCAUUCAUCCAUCCAUACUUUUUACGUCCCAUCAUCAAGCUUUCUCUUCCUAAAACCCUCUCUUUCUCAUGAAAGACGUAAUACCAACGGAAACUCUUUUCCGUGAAAAGAUCCGAGCUUCAAAAUCUUGAUACCAUCAACGAUCAAACACCCAAAAGGAGCGAGAGAGUGAUGGUGUUUGAGUUUGAGAUAGAGGGAAACCCCAUCUACAGAAAUUGAGGUUGCGAGCAAUAUUACAGAAGAGACAAAAAAAAAAAAAAAAAAUUGGUUCUUGAUCAUGGAUUCAGCAUCAGGUGCUGGAGCAUCCGACCCGAAUAGCGGAGGAGAGGGUCCGUCGGCAACCCGGUCAGCGGCAGCAGCAGAGGGGUCAUCGCCCGCGCCACCGAGCCGCUACGAGUCGCAGAAGCGGCGAGACUGGAAUACCUUCUUACAGUACCUGAAGAACCACAAGCCGCCGUUAACUCUAGCCCGGUGCAGUGGCGCGCACGUGAUCGAGUUUUUGAAGUACUUGGACCAAUUCGGGAAGACCAAGGUGCAUAUCACGGGUUGUCCUUAUUUCGGGCACCCGAACCCUCCCGCCCCAUGUGCUUGUCCUUUAAAGCAAGCUUGGGGGAGCCUGGACGCGCUGAUCGGACGUCUGAGAGCAGCCUACGAGGAGAACGGCGGGCGGCCGGAGUCGAACCCGUUCGGAGCAAGGGCGGUGAGGAUUUACUUGAGGGAGGUGAGGGAAGGGCAGGCCAAAGCCAGAGGAAUUCCUUACGAGAAGAAGAAGCGAAAAAGGCCCAACGCCACCGCGGCAACGGUGGUGGAGAAUGUGUCUGUGGCGCCGUACACCAACUCAAGAGCGUGGCCUAAACCUUAAAGUUCCCAGCAACUGUUCAUCUGGUCCCCGGCUUCUUGAUCUGCUGCCUGCUGUGCUCAAUCUCUGUUUCUGAUGCACACGUGCGCAUCUGAUUUUACACAUUUUUGCGCUUUCUGUUUCAGGUGCAUAUGCUCCCCUCUUUUAUAUCUUCAUCUCAGAUUUGUUUUCUCAGAUAUUUGGGGCUCUUGGUAAUUUGGAUUGGGAUAACAACUACUACAAAAAGAUAUAGGCUACGAGCUGAGCAUCAAUGAAAAACAUAAACUAAUCCCUCUUGAUUGCUGCUCUUAUUUUAUUUAAGUAAUCCCCACCUCAGUAUGAAAACGACUGAUAGCCAAACCCUUGCUUCCAUUCUAUUGUAUUUCUUAUUAAAUCUGCUACUAUAUUAUAUAAUAUACAUUCAAAUUUUGUUAUGAUAACGCAGACCCACCAGACACUCCAAAACAAAACCCCAUUUCUGGAUUUCAAUUUUUGCCCUACUCAUCAUUGUUAAUAGUUUAUUGCCCUACACAUGAUGUACUAAAGCAAUUUUUAGUAUUAUGUUUUUGUUCGGUUCUUCUUUCCUACCUUUUUAUUUUUAUUUUUUAUAAUUCUUUAUAAAUAAAGUCAUCCUUUUCUAUUUCCCAGGAACUUUCCUCUCUCUUUCUGGCUUUUUCUAUGUUUCCCAUUUAUCCAUUCUUUUUACUCCUAACCAUUUUAAUUUAUCCCUUUAAAAGGUGAAAAAGAAAGAUGGUUAAAAUUCCCUUCCCUUCUUUGUCUUGCUCCUCUUCCUCCAUUCCCCUCCUCUUCAAAACUUCUUUUUCUUUUGGGAAACCAUAAAAAAAACGAAAGAAAAAAAGAACUUGCAUAGAAAAGAUACUCAGUCUUGAAUAUUGUACGAAACCAACAACAUCAAAUGUGAAACAAAAAGCUAUUAUUAAUCUCUUUUUUCUUGUUUGAUCAUCUUUGUACCCUGCAUACUACAGUAGUGCGUGGGGCAGGGAAUUCUGAGCGUAGUUAAGUGCAGAAAAGAGGUAAUGUCACAAGAGAGAUUGUACAGAGAGUGGCUUCUUCUUUAACAUCUUUGGGUUCUUUUGUCGUUACAUUAGAGAGCAUUCAUAUCAUAGUCCUCAUUUAGGCGAUGGUAGGUAAAAGAGAGAGAGAGAAAUGGUUUGGCUUGGAGUGGGGUUUUGUAAAGCACCUGCACUGAGUGGUCUUGUCUAAUUCAACUGGGGGCAGUGGUUUUAUUGACGUAUGGUUUGAAAGGAAUAUAUGCUUAAUUUAUUUUACCCCUCUCAAUUGGCUUCCAAAGAAAGAAGAACCCACAUGCCCUUGUUCGUAGGCAAAACAUGUAUACGGCCUCUACAUGUGGGACAAUGUACUCCCAUCUACCAUUUUGAACUAUAUGGACACAUUUUGAAUUAGGUGGAGCCCGAGUGCCCUUUCACAUGAGUCUGUUUAUUGCAUCGUGCAAUAAGAUCGUACAAUGAACAGUUUCAGUGCACGAAUCUAAAUCUUGUUAAUAAAUAGAUUCGGAAGACGAUUGAUUUCUAUCGAAUAUGAUCAUGAUUGUCU
Messenger RNA from Corylus avellana, 2496 nucleotides. Its product is annotated as protein LIGHT-DEPENDENT SHORT HYPOCOTYLS 5. Gene Ontology annotation, biological process: response to light stimulus; mRNA transcription. Lineage: Eukaryota; Viridiplantae; Streptophyta; Magnoliopsida; Fagales; Betulaceae. Gene Ontology annotation, cellular component: nucleus. The record is from RefSeq and is a predicted model, not a curated record.